Messenger RNA from Daucus carota subsp. sativus, 1297 nucleotides. RefSeq lists its product as uncharacterized. The transcript has 5 exons. Lineage: Eukaryota; Viridiplantae; Streptophyta; Magnoliopsida; Apiales; Apiaceae. The record is from RefSeq and is a predicted model, not a curated record. Gene Ontology annotation, molecular function: lipid binding. Bases 22 to 1110 code for a protein of 362 amino acids.
UACUAAAGCUUGUUAAUUAUCAUGGGUAUUUUGUUUUUUUUGGGUAUCUUUGUUGGAAUUUUACUAGAGUGGACUUGGAAAAAAUGGGCUCCCUUGGGCUUUUGCCUAUUCCAACGUUUAACUUCUGGACCCUCACCACCUUGUGUUUCUGCUGCUCCUGUGGCUUCUUCACCACAGGCUCAGAAGGAACAUCUUGACAUCACAGAUGGAGAUCUUCAUCAUUUGCAGAAGCUGGAUGAGAAAAAUGAUGGUGGGCCCCUUUGGAAGCAUCUGAUGGAUCAUAAAACUCCCAAUAUGAUCUGCCAAGCAUGGCAAAGGGACUCUGCUACCGGUCCUCCUCAGUAUUACACGAGGACCGUGUAUGAGGAUGCGACGCCUGAAAUGGUGAGGGACUUCUUCUGGGACGAUGAAUCCCGUCUUCAAUGGGAUGACAUGCUAUUAAAUGCUACAACUAUUGACGAGUGUUCAGCCACGGGGGCAAUGGCAGUGCACUGGGUACGCAAGUUUCCGUUCUUCUGCAGCGACAGAGAAUACAUCAUUGGUCGUCGUAUAUGGGAAUCAGCAGGCACAUAUUACUGCGUGACAAAGGGAGUCCCGUACCCAUCGAUUCCUCCGAAGAAGGCACCGAAGCGGGUGGACUUGUACUAUUCCAGUUGGGUCAUACGAGCAGUGGCAUCAACAAGAGGUAACGGAGAAAUGACUGCGUGUGAAGUGGUACUGUUCCAUUCUGAAGACAUGGGCAUCCCCUGGAGGCUUGCGAAACUCGGGGUAAAGCAUGGCAUGCGGACAACAGUUCAGAAAAUUGAAGCUGGUUUGCGAGUCUAUCAGAACCAAAGAGCUUCAGGCUCUCCUCUCUCCCACACAGCACGCCUGGCUCAGAUCAACACCAGAGUUGAUCUCAACAGCCCAGCACCAGAGGAAAACAACGGAGAUUCACCACAGCAAGACUUGGUCACCGCAGCUGAGAUGGCGAAGAAAAAAAGAAGAUUAAGAAAGCUUUGGAUGAUUGGAGGCGUGGUCUUCCUCGCUAUCAUCGACCGUGGUUCUUUCCCUAAAGCGCUCGUGCUUGGGGCUAUCAAAUGGCCCCCAAAGAAAGAAAAGACGGCAUGACGACUAAGAUUGUGCUAAUCUGUGUCCUCUCUUUAAUUGUUUUUCACUUUGUAUCUAGUUAAUAAGGUCAAGUACUAGAUGGAUGAUCUGCUACAUUUUCAAUUCAGCUUAAUGGUGGUGCAGAUCUAGUUAAUAAGAUGGAUGAUUUGAGACAUGUUCAAUCAAAUAAGAGAUUCUGUAAUCAUAA